GGACGGCGACUUACGGUGAUUGAUCAGCGAGGACGGCCGGUGCCAUCUUCGGCGACGUCGGGAACGACGGCGUCAACGACGAUCAGGGGGUUGUCUUUCGGUCAAGGGAAGGGAAAACGAGGAUCCCCGCCGGUCAGAGACUUACCGGCGAUGGACGCGGCAGUGAGGGUAAGACGGGUUUUUUCUUGCAUGUCGUAUUUGGGGGUUCUUUUGGCGAUUUCGAUUUAUUUGGUGAUUCGAUCUUUUCGGGUUUGG
Molecule: messenger RNA, 255 nt
Organism: Linum tenue
Lineage: Eukaryota; Viridiplantae; Streptophyta; Magnoliopsida; Malpighiales; Linaceae
Source: the annotation of a GenBank genome assembly